Spizellomyces punctatus DAOM BR117 is the source of this 1205-nucleotide messenger RNA. RefSeq lists its product as uncharacterized. The record is from RefSeq and is a predicted model, not a curated record. The transcript is spliced from 3 exons. The coding region runs from base 11 to 970 and encodes 319 amino acids. Lineage: Eukaryota; Fungi; Chytridiomycota; Chytridiomycetes; Spizellomycetales; Spizellomycetaceae.
CUGCCACGAAAUGGACGAAGCACACCAUCACCCUCGCGCAAGUACAAGCGGUCCUCUUACGAGAGGCGCGGUAACAGGCAAUUAUUACACCCCGACAAUAGAAGAGAAAGCCGUUAUCGAUAAAGCAAAUAAGAAAUUUGUCGCGACAUACGCAACUGGCAUAUUCUUAGGCAUUACUGGUGGGGCGACGCUUGUGCGAUAUCGUAAAGUUCAAUGGAAUUCUAUGCAAGGCCUAUUUCUUAUUAUGGGCUGUACGAUGACGGGUGAGGUGCUGGGCCGCAAAGGUGGGGAGGCUCGAGCACGAGAAGCGCUCUCCAGAGGCUUGCCUCCUGGUUCAAAGUUACGAGAACUCCUAGAGAAGAAUUCCCGCGGACUGAGCAUUCCGAAAGGUCCCGCUUCCCCCCCAACGGAAGGGAAUAAUGAUUUUAGUCUAGAGGGAACAGUGCCGCCUUCAGUGUCGCCAGUUGCAUUCCAAAAGGAGAAUACGGCCUCUCGGCAAGGGUCUCAAGGGACGGCGGAUGAGGAGAAUGCGGUUGCGGAUGGGAAAGUUAGUACGUCAUGGGAGCAAAUUCGUCGGAAACAUUCAGGCCCUUCUAGUACCUGGGACCGUAUUCGUACCAAAGGGGCAGGGGCGAAUGCUUCCGAGACUGGCGGCUCGCAAUCUGAACCAGAAGUUAUGGAUGAUCUUGACGACCGCUACUCAGCAACAUCCGACCCCAUUAUUCCGCGGACACGCGACGAAUUGCUAGAAAGCGAACGGAAGGGUCAAAUCAGAAGGAACAACUAUGGUGACUUGUCAGAACCAGUGGUGGCGUCGGUUGGAGGGAGAGGGUUGUUGGGACCUUACGGAGAUACGGUCGCCGCUACACCAGCCGGCAAUACAUAUAUACCCCGAACGAGAGAGGAGUUGGAGGCUACGCUAGGAAGGAGGAAUGUUAAGCGGAAUGAAUAUGGUGACUUGGUCGAGUAGGCUCCCUGUACCCCUUGCAGUACGGUCGCUUCUAUUACGCUUUUGGUAAUCAUGUACAAUCCACAUUAUUGGCUUCACCUAUAUAAACAAUUACUCUUGUGGGCGCUUGUGAGAUCACCAAGGUAGAGACCAUUGACCUGACGGCGGUUCUGAAAGUAUGAGAUGGGUUACAUUGGAUAAUAGAAUCAUGUGUUUUUGGCCGCACCUGGAGAAGCAUCUUUCUUGGCCGUGGGAA